Messenger RNA from Glarea lozoyensis ATCC 20868, 918 nucleotides. Its product is annotated as Protein kinase-like (PK-like). The coding region runs from base 1 to 918 and encodes 305 amino acids. Gene Ontology annotation, biological process: protein phosphorylation. The record is from RefSeq and is a predicted model, not a curated record. The transcript has 4 exons. Gene Ontology annotation, molecular function: ATP binding; protein kinase activity. NCBI's taxonomy places the organism in Eukaryota, Fungi, Ascomycota, Leotiomycetes, Helotiales, Helotiaceae.
AUGGCUUCUCUGUUCGGCGCCGGUCAGCUGCUUAGAGGUAAAGUGAAUAGAUACACCAUCACCAAACAAAUCCACGAGUGUUUGUGGCUGGCAAUGACUGCGAGCGAUCAGACUGUUGUGAUCAAAAGCGUCCGUCACUUCCGUCUUGACACCGAGCGAGUGGCUUUGAAGCGUUUUCAGUCUCGAUCGUCUGUGAUCCGCCCGUUGAUCGAUGAGAUUGAGGAUCCAAGCGAUCCACCGGCUCUAGUGCUCAAGCAUCUUGAUGAUGAUCUUUUUAAUGCCGCUGCUGCUAAACGACUUACGACGUCUGAGAUCAAGCUUGUUGCCAAGAGGGUGUUGGAGGGGUUGAAUGUCAUUCAUGAGGAUGGUUAUGUUCACACAGAUAUCAAACUUGAUAACAUACUAGUGAAUUACGCCCAAGGCUCAAGUCGAUUCGCCGAAAUCCAACUCACCGAUCUAGGAAACACCGUGCGUGCGGAUUCCAAAUGGGCCAAAGAAUGCGACAUGAUCGGUGCUCCUGUAUGGCGGAGUCCAGAAGCUCAACUCCAGAUCGGCUGGGGAAGUCCUACUGACAUCCGGUCCUUUGGCACAGUGAGGGACAAUUGGCUCAUCUUCAAACCACACGUCCCAUUCGGCCAUGAUCAUUAUGAGAUUAAAAUCGUGAUGAAGAAUCAUCAGUUCUUCGGACCGUUCCCGUUGAGGUAUCGAGAGCUGGUGGAUGAGGAGAUGUUGGAGGUCAUAACGUAUAUUAUGAAUGGGGUUCCGCUGGAGACGAUGAAACCAUUCAGGCGGGUCGGUGAGAAGGAGAUCAGUAAAGAGGAUAAGGAGUUUGUGUGUAGGGUUAUGAAGAUGGAUCCGAGGGAUAGACCGACGGCGAAAGAGCUUUUAGAGGAUGAAUGGUUUGAGGGGGUGGAGUGA